UUCUCCAUUGAAAUAUUAUUUCUUGUCAUAUUAUUCUCGAUAUUUAACACGCCAAGACCUAAAAACGAACGGGACAUAUUUCAAAUCAUAACAUUGUGUGCCUGUAUUUUUCUCUCGCAUAAGGAUGGCGAAGCAAAUGAAGAUUAUCGGCAAUUGCCCAUUUUGCCAGCGUGAGGUAGGCAGCGAUAUGCGCCCCAUAAAUCAGCUAAAUAUGGAACACAUCAACAUACUGGCCAGCGAGCUCAAGGAUAUUCAGCCAGGCUCAACGACUUUGGAGAAAGUAAGUCAACAUAGCGAAAUAAGGGAUUCCAAAACAGAAGCAAGUAAGGAAGAUGAGCAAUCGAUGUCCUUUCUGACUAAAGCUAUGCUGAACAUGGUCAAGGAACAGUUCGAGCGACCGCCAGAUGCAGAGCAUCAAAUACCUGGCGAUCACGCUGAGCUCGUUCUGGCCAUGCUCACCGAGGAACAGAAUUCGUACGAAAGAUUUUUGGCCAAUGAAAGUUAUGCGAAGCAUUCCCCUAAGCGUAGCAGGAAAUAAAUGUGUCUACAACCUAAUAUCAGAAAAAACCUUAAAUUACUUAAAACUAAAAUUUACAGUGUGCGCAGGUUUUCCUUGUAUUGUGAAUUAUGUUGAUACCUUGAUACUCGAAUUAAACAUAAUUUCUUUUAUCGUCUUAA
This is a messenger RNA of Drosophila hydei, 678 nucleotides long. RefSeq lists its product as uncharacterized. Lineage: Eukaryota; Metazoa; Arthropoda; Insecta; Diptera; Drosophilidae. Bases 125 to 538 code for a protein of 137 amino acids. The record is from RefSeq and is a predicted model, not a curated record. The transcript is spliced from 2 exons.